This is a messenger RNA of Ylistrum balloti, 5896 nucleotides long. RefSeq names its product kelch domain-containing protein 3-like. Gene Ontology annotation, molecular function: chromatin binding; protein binding. NCBI's taxonomy places the organism in Eukaryota, Metazoa, Mollusca, Bivalvia, Pectinida, Pectinidae. The record is from RefSeq and is a predicted model, not a curated record. The transcript is spliced from 11 exons. Gene Ontology annotation, cellular component: cytoplasm. Bases 122 to 1267 code for a protein of 381 amino acids.
ACAAUGUAGAUGUACUUAACUAUAUGUGUAUUUUCUCUCUCUCAUAACAUAAAUAGCAUAGUUCUAGUUAUGUUACGAGUUAAAUAGUUUCGUCGUAUGGACAUUUGAUUUGAGCAUAGCCAUGCAAAGGUGGACAGUGAACUUGGAGGGUGGACCCAGGCGUGUCAAUCAUGCUGCGGUGGCUAUAAUGGACAAGAUUUUCAGUUUUGGUGGCUACUGCACUGGGGAAGACUAUGAAACAACCAGGCCAAUGGAUGUUCAUAUUCUUGAUACAGUUUCUCUACGUUGGACACUACUGCCCAUUCCUAAAGUGCAUGAUCCCCAGUACCAACUCUCACCGUAUCAACGGUACGGCCACACAGCGGUUGCCUUUGAGGAAAAUGCCUAUGUGUGGGGAGGUCGAAAUGAUGUUGAUGGUGCUUGUUCCAUCCUAUUUUGCUUUUAUAGCACAAAAUUAAAAUGGUCAUGUCCAAAAACGAGUGGAAAUAUUCCCAUCGCAAGAGAUGGACAUUCUGCUUGUGUCAUCAACAAUAAGAUGUUCAUCUUUGGCGGAUAUGAGGAAGAGGUUGAUCGAUUUUCCAAUGAAAUCCAUGCUCUUGAUUUCCUUACUAUGUCCUGGAGUGCUGUUCAUCCAAAGGGCACCCCUGCAAUAUGGAGAGACUUUCACACUGCCACUGGUGUGGGUAAUAAUAUGUACAUCUUUGGUGGUCGUAGUGAUGAGGGAGGAGAUAUAUUUACAAACAAGGAAAUAUACUGCAAUAAGAUUCAGUUGUUUGAUACUAUAACCAACACAUGGCAUGAGCCAGUAACACUUGGCACUCCACCAGUCGGUCGUCGUAGCCAUUCAGCAUUUGUCUUUAAAGAGAACUUAUAUAUAUUUGGGGGAUACAGUGGUAAACAUGACAUUCACUUCAAAGAUGUCUUCAAAUUUGAUCCAGUGAAGAUGCAAUGGUCAACCAUUAAGGUGAAAGGUCAAGGUCCUUGUGCCAGGCGGAGACAAUGCUGUUGUGUCAUUGACACCAAAGUUUUCCUGUUUGGAGGAACUAGUCCCACCCCCGACUCGGAGUUCACCAACACAGAGAAGGACUUGACAGAUCACUCAGACUUGCAUGUAUUAGACUUUGCCCCAUCUUUGAAAACUCUAUGUCAAAUUGCUGUGAUAGAACAUAAGCUGGAAACUCAGUGUUUACCAAGUCUACUAAGGUGGGAGAUUUCUGUUAUGACGACAGACAAUCAGAUUACAAAGCCUCAUAACAACAAUGGCUGACAGCAUUUGUGUAUACAGAGUUACAAAUAUUUAUCAAAUUACCAUGGAAAGCAAUACCACUUCAAGGUCACAGCGACCUAAAGAGAGACUGCUCCACCUAAUUGGGUACUUUCGAAGGAAUGCUGUGCUUUGAAUUGUUGAGUGACUUUUGUAGAGGUACAGUUUUGUGUUAUUCUUGUGCCUCUUCUACCAGAAAAUCAAAAAAGGACAUGUCUCUUUUUUAAGAUUACAUGUACUUUAGUAAAUAUUUCAGCAGGCUGUAGAUCUUUCCUACUUUAGGAAUACUAUGAUUUAUCUUCAUGAUGUAAUAUCAUGGAUGAAUAUUACCUGUAGAGUCAAUAGUAUAUAGGAAAGGCUGAAAAAUAUUGUUUUCACCACAGCCUGUAGUCAGAACUUACAAGAUGUCCCUUUUACUGAACUGUGGUGUUACUUCCAGUAACUUCGGUUUGAUGUACAUUUUUUUGCGGAAAAACUGUCUUCAGGUUUUUUUUUUAUGAAAUAGAUUAGGUUAUUUAGAUCAGUGUUAUGUCUGGAACUAUGAGUGAACAAAUAUGCGUUUUAAUUUUAGAUUUUGUGUUAUGUAAUGACUGGUAAGCAGGGGUACCUACGUGUCUGUUUAUGGAUAUAUUUGUUGUUAAAAGUUGAUCAGUAUUGCCAAGGGAGCAUUUAUUAGAUCAUUUAUAGAUGUUCCCAAACUUUUUUUUUUAAUCAAUUUCCUGAAUUAUUCAUGGAAAUUAUUUUCUCCUGUUUUGCUUAAAAGUAUGCUAAAUCAUUUCAUGAAACUCUAAGUCAAUGUUCAACUGCAUUCUCAAAUCAAAUCCACAUUCUUUAAAUGUUGUGCAAUUAGGAUAGUUAUUGCCAAAUUAUAGAUCCUAUCAUAACGACAUUACACUACAGGGUAGUUAGUAUCGUUACCAAAUCUUUACUUUAUUAUCAUGCAUUGUGUCGUAAUACAUACCAUUAACUGUGAUAGUCUAUUGUCAAGUUCAUCUGUAUUUCAAUGGUAAAUUUUCACUUCAUUAUGCUGAAUAUUACAUGUCCAUUCCCAUUGAAAGUCUGCAUGUUAUGCACGAAGUAAAAUCUGAUUGGUUUUUAGGAGACCAUGGAAGGCUGUGACUUGGUCUCUUGUAAUUCAUUUGUUUUUGAGAGAUUAUAAGGCAUCAGUCUAUUAUAGGAAAGAUAGUCACUUUUAAGGUAUGGCCUCUAAACAAAGAGGGCUACUCUAAGUCACAGUUACAAUGACAGAUAGGCUGUUGUUGAUCUCAUUGAAAAUUUUUCAUUCUGAUUGAAUGAAGAGUCAGUGGUGGAUUAAACUUCAGAGAUGAGAGAUGUGUAAAGAGGAGUCUUAAAACGAGAAAAAUUAAUUUGUAUUGUAAACAUUGAAUGGGUAUUGUUGUCUUAUCAUUUUCACUUUACUAGGUUUGGUUACUAAUAUCAGAAAAAGUUUGUAUCAUUGUCAGAUCCAUCUAAGGAUUUUGUGAAGAAUUGGUGAUUUAAGUAACUUUUAAAAAGUUUGAAAUGGGGAAAAUGCAAUAGGAUUGUGUAGAACAUUUGAGAUAUUUUGUUGCAUAAUUGAAAUCUUCUGUUAGGAUCCUGAUGUAGCCAGAUAGUAGAUUUAAAUAACACCUUAGUCACCAUGGAGAGACUACCAGGCAAACAGAGCUAGAGUUUAGAAUGCUAGCAGGAGACUUAUAUAUAUAAUCAGUCGAUUUGGAAGGCCAAAACAUUAAAAAAAAAUGCUAUUUCUAUAAAAACAUAUUCAAAUGAAAAAAUAAAAGCAAUUUAUAUACCAUUGUAAUUAUUGAAAUUAGCACUGUGUGAUAUAAAUUGGAUGAAUUAUACAUUUUGAAAUUCUAGAGUUACUCGUAAAGUUUCUUAUACAUAGUUUCAGGCUUUAUGGUAUGCUUUUUGAUUGAUACAACAAACAAGUGACAUGAAGUUUAACACAUUUUCAGAUAUGUUUCUGGUACCAUUGUACCUUUGCCUGUCAGUAGUGAUUAAAAUGUUUCUGUUUUUGUAAGUGAUAGAUAACUGAAUUUUGGUUGGUGUUUUUUUGCUUUUUUUAACCCUUUGUGCUUUGCCAAUCUAAAUAGAUGGUACGGUGUAGCAGAUUAAAUUCUCCACUGAAAUAUAUGUCUACCUCUUAAAUUCCUUCAUCACAAUUUUCAACACUAUUGCCUGCAUACAUUCUAUCAUUUUGUGAAGGUCGUUUCUUCAUAUGAUCGUUAAGAUUCAUUUAAUGUAAAUUACGUUGUCACAUAUAUCAUAUGAAAUGUUCUCAUAUAUUUAACAUAUUGCAAUAAAUUUUCUUUUGAGUGGUAACUUCUUACCAUCGCCGAGUAAUUAAGGCUAAGUAAUAUAUUGUUGAAAAAAAUUAUUUCAAAGGGUUAAAUUUGAAAUUUUGUUUCUUGAAAAAUUCAACAAUGAUAAAGUUCCAUUAAGUAUCAGGCAUUACAAAGAUGCAUACCCCGUAGUUCUGAUUAAGUUUCAUGUCUAUCAGAAAGGAUACAAGUUUAGUAAUUUUACAUAUUAUAUAUUUUUAUUAAAUGAGAAUAUAUGGUUUCAGUUAUUGUACCUCAUUUCUAAGACUUUUGUUAUUCUAAUGGAAAUUUUAAUAUUACAAUGGUCUCUUUCCUUAACCUAAAAGUUUUGGACCCCUCCUAAAAAAUUCCUUGAACCCAUUGAGAUUAAAUUUCGUAUCAUUGCCUAGUGAUACACUGUACUAUUACCUAUAAGAUUACUGCAGGGUUUGUAACAUGACUUUAUCAUGUACUUGAAAGAGCACCCCCAAAAGAAAUGGUAAAAAUCAUUUCUGAUGAUUAAUGUAAGCAUCAUUUCUAAUGGUCAGUAAUUUGAAUUUUUUAAAAAUUUAUUUAAAAAAUUGAUUUCAACAUAAAAUAUUCAUCUAGUGACAAUAUCAUUCUGUCCAUGUAGUAGAUAAUUUUAUCAACAAUGAAAGAGAGACAGCUCCUUUACAAAAUACAUACUAGUGAAAGGUGGCAUACACCCUUAAGAAAAUAUGAAUAAACAUGUGGAAUUAAUUAUUGUUAAUGGAUGUAAUGUAUAAAGGCAGAAUGACAUGUCAUUGAUUAUAUUCUUUAGUAUAUUUUCGAUAAAUGUACACCUCAUAAUUCAUAGUUGUAAGUAAGUUGGUAUGUGUACAUUAACAAGUUUUGCCAAAUCUGAGUUUUUAUUUUGUUGUUUAGUUGAAGAAUUUACCUGGUGAUAAUCUUGACUGAUUUCACAUUUUGAAAAACUUAUUUAAUUCUGAUAUGUUAAAGUUCAUUUAAUAAUCAAUAAGGAUGCUGUGGUUAGUUAUAAAUUUCAGUAUAAGUGGUCUCAAGACAAUCAUAUCUGAUCAAAGUUUUAAAUCACUGAACAGAGAAUUUGACACAUUAAACCAUAGAUUGAUAAAGAAACAAUAAUUUCAUAUACACAUAUUUUGAAUUAAUUUGCCUUUCAGGUAAACACUAAAUGCCAUUUUGAUAUUCUGCAUUAAAUUUCAAGUUCAGUCAUUAACACAUAACAGUUUCUUGUGCAAACUUAUUUUUUUUUAUAAAGUCUUCCAGAUCUCUGACUUACAACUACUUUUUAUGUUGCCUUACUUUGCUGAUUUUCUGAUUUUUGCAUACAUUUACAUGUGUUUAUAGAUGUUAACUUUGCAUGAUUUUCUGCUGUUAAAGAAAUGUGCCACUUACUACAGCCUCACUUUCUUCUAUGAUUAAAUCAUUUAAGCUGAAAAAAAUCUUUAUUGAUAUUCAUGUAGCCUUAUGCUUUUGAAAGUCUACUUCUAGUGGACAAUUGAACAGAUAUUAACCAACAUAAUUAUGUUAGUAGGUGUUGCAAUAUCAGACUGUUAUAUUCAUUUGACUUCUUUUGUGAAGAUAGCAACUUAUGAACUCUACAAGCCAGGUAAUAUUUAUGUAAUGUUGAUGUACAUUUUGCCAUCCUUCAUUAGAAGAACAAAGAACGUAGAACUUUGUUGGUACAUGUAUUCAUAUUUCACUCUCCAUUAAGCUCUUGCUUAAUUCCUGGCAAAAUAAUACAUUAUGAAUAUGAAGAAUAUGUCAAAAUCAAACAACUUAUGUGUCGUUAUUGUUAACUGAAUUUUUAUUUUUGGAGGGAAAAGAAAUGUCUUAGUGUGAAUCUUUUAAUUCCCAAUAUAUAGAUUUCAAAGUGGUUUAAAAAAUUAUUAAUAGAAAUUCUCAUUUUUGUCUGUGAUUAGUUUAUACCCUUAUAUGGCAUCUUUUUGCAUGCAAAUUACAGAGGAUAAAAUGGUAACUUUAAUAUUCAACGUAUCGGGUUAAAAUUUUAAUUUAGAAUUUUUUGAAACAAGCUGUCAGCUGGCUCUAUUUCUGGCCUUUCUUCAGUCAUAGUGAAGUUUUUACACUAUACAAAACAAUCCUUAUAAACAAACUGGUUUCUUCUUUUACCUAGAAGAGUGGGUUACUUACUGGGAUACCAGUAUACUACAAAAAACAAAAUUAUUUAAUAUGAUUAUUUCUGUUUCCAUGCUUUUUGGGGCAUAAUUUGUAUGUUUUGCUUGUCUUCAGCAUUGAAUUGGUUAAAUCUGCUUCAGUUGAUAUUAUGACAGCAUGGCAUUAAUAAAUGUCUAAGUGAAAGAUGAAA